AUGGCCACCUUUUCAACUCCGAUAUCUCCGGCAACAAACACAACCCCAUCACCGCAGCACUUGUUAGAACAGGGAACAUCUUUCGAUUUCAUCACACAAAAUUCGGCCCAGAAGCUUAGUAAAGACCAGAAAGCCCUCAUAAAAAGUCAUGCUUCACGUGGCAAGCGGAAGCAAAAGCGUCAUCCUCAAAAGUCAUGGAUACUUCAGCGUGAAAUAGACGAACAAUAUACAUCUAUUCCCACCCGAGUGGGCUCCGACUUGUCCUUCAUCACGUUUCCCGUAGAGCUUGAGCCAUACAUGCGAGAUGAUAUAGCGCGAGCCAUCGGUCCCUUGAGGAGCGCCUUGUAUCCUCCGGAUAUUUGCGUGCAAGUCGACCCUGCUCUCAGCUCGUGGACCACAAAUCUUUUGGCAGACGUGUUAUAUCUACAUAGUACGCUCUUCUCUGUGGAGGCAUUUCUUGAUUCAAGCAUGGGCCGAGGGUCCAGCUCUCUCACGCAGUUUCAUCUUUCCAAAACUCUGCGGCUGCUGCAGGAGAGACUCAAUGCACCCGGUGAUCCGCGCUCCAUAGCGGAUGCUACUAUAAUGGUGGUAUCGGUGCUGGCCUUGACGGCGGAGCUUCAUGGAGAUGUGGAUGCUGCCGGAGCUCACAUGCAGGGUCUGCAACGGAUGAUACUACUACGAGGUGGCCUCGACAAGUUAAGAUUUGAGAACUCGAGACUACCGGCAAAAGUUUGUAGGGUUGAUCUCAGUGUCGCAAUCCGUUUUGGAAGGCAACCACUCUUCUUCAACCACGCCAUGUCUUGGGAUCCGUUCAUUCACAUCAAAGAAGUGAGGGACAGCAAAACCGAGGACGAGAGCGAAGCUUCAAAGUAUAUACGGGCCGCUGAUGAAAAGUUGUGCAAUGUUUGGAAAGAUUUACGAGAGUUUUGCCGUCUCUGCAAUCUUGCUUCGCAGACAUCCCACAAGCUCUUGCCCAACACGUUCAGCGAGAUAAUGGCCUCGGUGCUAUAUCGACUGAUUAACCUUUCAUUUGAGGCGAUGCCAGCACUGGAAGCCAUCCGCCUAGGAAUGACCGUGUUUGCUAGUCAAGUAUUUCUGCAGUGGCGAGGAAUGAGGCAGCGACAAACGCAGCUUGACCAUGAUUUUACUGAAGCGUUGUUGAGGUUGGAAAACGCAAAACACGAUGCCCCCCUUGCCAUUCUCUUCUGGACCUUGAUAGUAUGGCAAACUUGCUCUUCGAGCCACACAACAAACAGCAGGUUGACCGCUUGGCUAAGGCAGGCCACCGAGCAACUGGGACUGAGCACAUGUCAGGAUGCCAAGAGAGUUCUCAAAUCUGCCCUGUGGAUCGACAAUAUAUACUAUGGAGCGCUUGAAAAACUCUUCGAAGGAUCAUAA
Messenger RNA from Pochonia chlamydosporia 170, 1398 nucleotides. Its product is annotated as fungal specific transcription factor domain-containing protein. Lineage: Eukaryota; Fungi; Ascomycota; Sordariomycetes; Hypocreales; Clavicipitaceae. The transcript is spliced from 3 exons. The record is from RefSeq and is a predicted model, not a curated record. Bases 1 to 1398 code for a protein of 465 amino acids.